AUGACUACUCCAUUUCCCCAGCCCCAUACCGCCAUUACACUUGCAAACCAAACCAAAUCUCUGCCAAACCCUAUUUCGCUGUCUCCCUCUUGCUGCGCAGCCCGAAGCGGAGCCUUCAGCCUUGUGACCUGCUGCUGCCGAGUCAUCGACGCCGAGCCUCCUCCCUGCACCACUGCCAGUCACUGCUGUAUGACUUUGCAUCUCGGCAAUCUUUCAUCUCGCAUUCGUAAAUAUCAACUGGAAGUUAUACAUGGUCAAAUAGGCAGCCUCGAGUGUUGCAGCUAUAUGAUAGAGGUGGUAGGUUAUACAAGCCACUACGUGGAAGGUACCCUGUCAAAGAAAAUGACAACUGAAGGGUUGGGUCAUAUUGUAAAUUCGAACACGAUGGAUUUCAAGAAAGUAGAUGGUGAAGGCAUGGAGAAAGAUGGUGCUGUUUUUGAUGAUUUUCAUGAAGCAGGAGAUGGUGGGAAGAACCACUUGGACGAUGACAGUGAUGAUGAGAAGGAGCCGAAGGAACUUCAAGAUGCAUCCCAUCUGUGUUGGUCACCCACUAGAAAUCGUCCCAGCAAUCCAGAAUCCCGAAAGACUUGCUACUUGUGUGGGAAGGAGGGUCAUGAAAUGUGGAAGUGCCCCUCACAGCUGAAGAGACCCACAAGGUCUCAACUGCUGUGCCAAAGUAGUGAUGCUUCUCCGGAGCCAUCCACUUCAGGAAAUAAUAUGAGAUUGCUUAGACGUGGAGAUUCUCCCCAGCACGACUUACUUCCAGCCGCAGGGAACAAGAGUACAGGGAGAGGAAAAGGAGCCAUCCACUUCAGGAAAUAA
This is a messenger RNA of Fraxinus pennsylvanica, 822 nucleotides long. The record is from the annotation of a GenBank genome assembly. Lineage: Eukaryota; Viridiplantae; Streptophyta; Magnoliopsida; Lamiales; Oleaceae.